GAGAGUAAAUAAAGAUGGAGGUGUUUCUAGUUUCUCCGUCUUUAAAGUUUAUUAAUGUUCCAGUUUCACCCGGAUCCACCGUUAAUGAUCUCAAACACCUGUACUGCAGCUCACAGAGAAUCUGCCCUGAUGAUUUCUAUCUGAAGAAGAAUGGUAGAAUAUCAGACGCUGAUCAGAAACUGGAGGCCGGUGCUCUGUACCGACUGGAGCCGCGACUAUGUGGUGGAAAAGGGGGUUUUGGCUCCAUGCUGCGAGCUCUUGGAGCUCAGAUCGAGAAAACCACCAACCGCGAGGCCUGCAGAGACCUGAGCGGGCGGAGACUCCGAGAUGUCAAUCAUGAAAAAGAGAUGGCGGAGUGGUUGAAGAAGCAGACGGAUCGUGAGGCGGAUAAGGAGCAGCGGCGUUUGGAGAGGAUUCAGAGGAAACUAGCCGAACCGAAACACCACUUCAAAGAUGGAGAUUAUGAACAGCAGUGCCACGACCUCUCCGAGAGACUGGAGGAUUCUGUCAUGAAAGGAAUGCAGGCCUCCUCCAGCAGCCUGGUGCAGCCAGGAGAAGAACCGAGCCGCAAACGACCAGCCACAGAAGACGGAACUGAAUCUUUCAAGAAGAAAUGCUUCUGGACUGGACUGGAGGAUCUGGAAGACACAGACAGUUCUGAUUCAGACAGUAAUGAUGAUGAACCUCGGGCUUGUUCUUCCUCCUCUUCCUCCGUCCCUGGCCCCUCCCGUAACACUGACCCAGCUGCAGUACCCACAGUACCCAGCGGGGAGCGCAGUACAAGCCGGUGUUCGGGCCCUUCCAGCACCAUCAGCAGCUCUAGUUCCAGUUCAGCUUCCUGUUCACCUCCUCACAGUCUGGAGAAGAGAGGAGAGGAGGAGGAGAAAGAUGAGGAGGAGAAAGAUGAGGAGGAGAAAGAUGAGGAGGAGAAAGAUGAGGAGGAGAAAGCGGCGGAGCCUGUAGAGGAGAUGAAAGAGAGCAGCAGUGAUGGACAGGAAGCAGAGAAGCUCGUGAGCACAGAGAUGAAGAGCAAAACAGAAACACAUCCUGUUGAACCUGAGGAUGUGGGCGGUGAGCUGGACCUGCUCUCAGUAAACAGCGUGGAAGAGUUGGAGCUUCUGGGUUUGGAGAAGUUGAAGGUGGAGCUGAUGAACCGAGCUUUGAAGUGUGGAGGAACCCUGCAGGAACGUGCUGCUCGUCUCUUCUCCGUCAAGGGAUUGAAACCUGAUCAGAUCGACUCUGCACUGUUAGCCAAACCCAGCAAGAACAAGAAGAAAUAAAACCUUCAAACGUCCUUUUUUUUUAUUGAGACUUUUUUAUAUCGAUUAAAUGUGUUUGUGAUACAGCUGAAUCUGAUUCUGAUUAAUCAUCUGAUAAUCAAUCAGCUUUGGAUUAAAGUCUAAUCUUGUAUAAAUUGACGUCAGAAUAAAGUUCAGCAGAAUUUUGCUGUC
Molecule: messenger RNA, 1451 nt
Organism: Trichomycterus rosablanca
Lineage: Eukaryota; Metazoa; Chordata; Actinopteri; Siluriformes; Trichomycteridae
Gene: sde2
Product: SDE2 telomere maintenance homolog (S. pombe)
Exons: 7
Coding region: 15-1280 (421 amino acids)
Cellular component (GO): nucleus
Source: RefSeq, a predicted model, not a curated record